Molecule: messenger RNA, 4272 nt
Organism: Oryzias melastigma (Indian medaka)
Lineage: Eukaryota; Metazoa; Chordata; Actinopteri; Beloniformes; Adrianichthyidae
Gene: ints2
Product: integrator complex subunit 2
Exons: 23
Coding region: 20-3928 (1302 amino acids)
Biological process (GO): snRNA 3'-end processing
Cellular component (GO): integrator complex
Source: RefSeq, a predicted model, not a curated record
UGUCUUUAUCCACCCAGAGAUGGCGGACAAUGUUGGGCUGCAGUUCGUCAGCUCCUAUGCCUUUGGAGCCAUGCAGAAGGUGGAUGUGGUGCGCCUGGCAGCCCUGAGUGACCCGGAGCUGAGGCUGCUGCUCCCGUGUUUGGUGAGGAUGGCUUUGUGCGCUCCUGCUGAUCAGAGCGAGUCCUGGGCUCAAGACAAGAAGCUCAUCCUGCGCCUGCUUUCUGGAGUGGAAGCCGUCAACUCCAUUGUAGCGCUUCUGUCGGUGGACUUUCAUGCUCUGGAACAGGAUGCAAGGAAAGAGCAACAGCUGAGACACAAGGCAGGAGGCUCAAAUGGAGAGAGCAUUCUGGUGUCCCAGCUUCAGCACGGCCUGACCCUGGAGUUUGAACACAGUGAUCCUCUCAGAAGACUGCGACUGACCCUGAGUGAACUGCUGGCCAUCAUGAAUAAGGUGGCAGACUCAAACGGGGAGUUUUUCCUCAAGUCCUCUGAACUGUUUGAAAGCCCAGUCUAUCUGGAGGAGGUGGCAGAUGUUCUCUGUAUUUUACAAGCAGAGCUGCCUUCUCUGCUGCCGAUCGUGGAUGUAGCAGAGGCUCUACUUCAUGUCCGGAAUGGCGACUGGUUCCUCUGUCUGCUGGUUGCAAACGUCCCAGACAGCUUCAAUGAAGUUUGCAGAGGUCUCAUCAAGAACGGGGAGCGCCAGGAUGAGGAGAGCGUGGGGGGCCGGCGCAGGACCGAGGCGCUCCGGCAGCUUUGUCAGAUGAACCCCUCACAGGCGCUGAACAUCCGGGCCAUGGUGGUGGAGGAGUGCCACCUCCCCGGUCUCGGGGUGGCGCUCACGCUGGAUUACAAGCCGGACGCCCCCGACGAGGCCGUCAGCCCCCUCGUGUCGUACGUGAGCGGCCUCCUCCUGGGCACCAACAGCAAAGUCCGGACGUGGUUCAGCAUGUUCAUUCGCAACGGGCAGCAGAGAAAGCGGGAAAGCAGCUCGGUGUUGUGGCAGAUGAGGAGGCAGCUGCUGCUGGAGCUGGUUGCUAUCCUGCCUCGCUCACGCAGCACGCACCUUCCCAACAAUGGAGGCAUGGAAGAUGAGGCCGCUUCAGGGUACUCUGGCCUCAAAGAGGAGCAUGUUGUAAAGGCCAGUGCUCUGCUGCGCCUGUACUGCGCCCUCGUGGGCAUCGCUGGUCUGAGGCCGACAGAUGAAGAGGCGGAGCAGCUCCUGCAGCUGAUGACCAGCCGGCCUCCCGCCACUCCUGCAGGGGUCCGCUUCGUUUCCUUGUCCUUCUGCAAGCUGCUGGCCUUCCCUACCCUGGUCAGUACUCCAGAGCAGGAGCAGCUGAUGGUCAUAUGGCUGAGCUGGAUGAUCAAAGAGGAGGAGUACUUUGAAAGUGCUGCAGGAGUAUCGGCUUCUUUUGGAGAGAUGCUAUUGCUGGUUGCCAUGUAUUUCCAUAGCAACCAGCUCAGCUCCAUCAUCGAACUGGUGUGCUCUACUUUGGGGAUGAAGAUUGCUAUUAAACCCAGCUCUCUGAGCAAGAUGAAAACCAUCUUCACACAGGAGAUUUUCACUGAACAGGUGGUCACCGCUCACGCCGUCCGGGUGGCAGUGACCAACAACCUCAGUGCAAACAUCACAGGGUUCCUCCCCAUUCACUGCAUCUACCAGCUUCUGCGGAGCCGUGCCUUCACCAAACACAAAGUCUCCAUCAAGGAUUGGAUCUAUCGUCAACUUUGUGAGACGACCACACCCAUCCACACACAGCUGAUUCCUCUGAUUGACGCCUACAUCAACUCCAUCCUCACUCCAGCCUCCAAGGCCAACCCUGAGGCCACCAACCAGCCCAUCACGGAGCAGGAGAUCCUCCGUGUGUUCCAGAGCUCUGCAGCGCAAGGAGAAGGAAGUCGAGGACGACAGCGUUUUUCCAUCACCACACAACUGCUGAUCCUUUACUACAUCCUGUCCUAUGAGGAGAACCUGCUGGCUAGCACCAAACAGCUGGCGCUGAUGCAGAAGAAGCCAAAGUCCUACUCUGCAGCCCUGAUGGACCAGAUCCCCAUUAAGUACUUGGUUACCCAGGCUCAGGGGCUACAGCAGGAGCUGGGGGGCCUGCACUCGGCCCUGUUGAGACUUCUGGCCACCAACUACCCCCACCUGUGUCUGGUGGAGGACUGGGUGUGUGAGGAGGAGGUGACUGGUACCCUUCCCCUGUUGAGAAGGAUGAUGCUUCCUAGCAACACGUGCAGAUGCAGUCAGAGCCAGCUCCAUCAGGCCUUCCAGAAGCUGCCGUCCAGCAGUCCCAGACUCAUCCGCAUCCUGGAGCAUUUAACUCUGCUGUCACCCGGAGAUCUGAUCCCCUAUGCAGAGGCUCUCACAGCCAGCAUGGCGCUGCUGCUGGAGCCAGCUGUGCCCCGCCGCAUCUUGCAGACCCUCAACAAGCUGUGGAUGGGCCUGAACACUGUGAUGCCCCGCAGACUGUGGGUGAUGACGGUGAACGCCCUGCAGCCUCCAGCCAAGCUGCUCAGGCAGCAGAGAUACACUCAGAACGACCUGAUGGUUGAUCCUCUGAUCGUGCUGCGCUGUGAUCAGAGAGUCUUCAGGUGUCCUCCUGUGAUGGACAUUGUCCUUCACAUGCUGAAUGGGUAUCUCCUGGCCUCAAAGGCUCACCUUCAGAGCCAUCUGAAGGAGACGGCUGACUUUGACCGCCAGAGUCAGACUAUUUCAAACCUGGGAGUGCCAGGGCAGCCUGACACACCUGAAGUCACCAGGGAGGAGCUUAAGAACGCCCUUCUAGCUGCACAGGACAGUGCAGCAGUCCAGAUCCUCCUGGAGAUUUGUCUGCCAACCUCUGAAGAGCAGCAGCUGGGGGCCUCCUCACAGAGCCUUUUGAGGACCAACCGGGGCCCCGCACAAGGAAAAAGGAGUCAGGAAAUCCAGCGGCUACAAUCCAGAGGGGUUCUGGAGGAUGCUGAGCCAGAAGGAGGCCUGCUGAGUGACCUGAGGGAGGUGCAGUGUCUCAUCUGCUGUCUGCUGCAUCAGAUGUUCAUUGCGGAUCCCAACAUCGCUAAGCUGGUCCACUUCCAGAAUCAAGAACACACAAAUCAGAGUGAGUGUAUUUUCUCUCCGUGUGACCUGGUUCUGGACCGAUUUGUGAAAAUGUUGUCUGGCUUUAACUGGUCCACGGCCGGAGAAAGAAUGAUGACCUCUGCUGUAAAGUAUCAGUCCUGUUCGGACUGCGUGCAGACCAGGGAAUCUUGGGUCAUUUUGUCCCUGUCGUCCUUCCCAUUCCCAUCAGCAUCAGCUCAGUUCAUCAUAGUGCCCCCCCCCCUAGAACUCCCCUCUGGUCUCUGGCAUGGACUCAGAAAGUUGGCCAGGGUUCAGGCCAAACACAGUCUCCUUCUGCUCUCCUUCGUGUUUCUUUGUGGCUCUGCGAAUAACAGGACACAUCCAUUUGUUGUUUGUCUGCAGAUCUUUGCGAUCCAGUUGUUGUCGUACCUCUGCACCCAGUACGCCUUACCCAAAUCCCUCAGUGUGGCCAGGCUGGCCAUCAGCAUCAUGGGAACCCUCCUGACAGUGCUGACUCGUGCCAAGCGUUUCUGCUUCUUCAUGCCCACCCUGCCGUGUCUGGUGGCGUUCUGCCAGGCCUUCCCCCCCCUUUACGACGACGUGGCAGCUCUGUUGGUGCAGGUGGGCCAGGUCUUCGCUUCAGAUGUGGCCACCAAAGUCAGGGACAUCGACCCCUUCAUCGCUCGUCUGCAGAACCUGAAGGAAAACCCUCAGGAGUGGUCGCUUUCAGCCGGAGGCUCCUCCAAGCUGACUCUACCCCUGAAGACGGCGGAGGAGCUGGGCGGAGCCGACCCUGACGUGCAGCUCUGUUACUGCAUCGAAGCCACCUUCAUGGACAUCAUCAGCUCCACCCUUCACAGGCUGUAGACCACGCACACACACACACACACACACACACAGGCUCCGCUGUUGGCUCUCUGAAGGCCUUUCAGGAAGCAGCUCUUUCCUUUCACAUCCGACACACGUCCGUUUGUCGUGUUUCUCCAUCCUCUCAUAUUCUGUAACUCAGAAUCCUAAUCCGAGCACACUGAAGUGUAAAUACUUGUUUUGUUGCAGUUUUUAGAAACAGAAAACAGAACUUGUUGAACAGCUCAGGUUUUUGGAACCCAAACCAGAAUAUUUUUGUAAACUGUGUUUUUUCACUGUAAAAAUGAACGUUUGUAAUCUGUUUGUUAUAAAACAGUUGAAUAUUAAAUGGAUUAAAAAAAACA